AUGGACCAAGUGGUAGAGACCGUACAAAACUUGGGAUUAGGAUACCGCAUGGGAACCUACAAAAUUAACAUCUUAUGCUAUGCCGAUGACGCCGUACUCAUUGCAGAAUCAGAAUACGACCCACAAAUAAUUUUACACGCCUUUAGCAAACGCGCAGAAAAUUUAAAUAUGGAAAUUUCAAUAAGCAAGACAAAAUGCAUGACCAUAGCUAAGGAACCUCUGCGCGGCAAGUUAACAAUAGACAACACCACUAUAGACCAAAUCAUGUAUUUCGAAUACUUAGGAUGCAAAAUAACAAGGACAGGAUUCCUUGAAGAUGAAGUGAGGAGACAAGUGAACAAAGCAGCUACAGUAUCAAGACAUCUUAAGCAACCAAUUUGGAGAAAUAAACACCUCAGAAUACCAUGCAAAUCCAGAAUCUACAAAACAUGUGUGCGACCAAUUAUGACAUACGGGGCAGAAACAGGAGCAGAAACGUCGGUAACAAAGAGGAUACUAAGAACAACAGAAAUGAAAACGCUAAGAACUAUAACGGGUUACACACUGAAUGACAUACAAAGAAAUACCGAUAUAAGGGAAAGAUGCGAAACAGACGACAUUGUCAGACGGGUGAGAAAAAGAAGAAGAGAAUGGAACCAGCAUGUUAACAGAAUGACCACAGAUAGAAUAGCAAAAAUCGUACGUAACAACAUCCCACACGGAAGAAGACCUGUUGGACGACCACCAAAACGAUGGCGGGACAGUUGGCAAUCAACCUCACAGGAACUACUGCAGAGAAACCGGAACUGA
Diorhabda carinulata is the source of this 789-nucleotide messenger RNA. RefSeq lists its product as uncharacterized. Lineage: Eukaryota; Metazoa; Arthropoda; Insecta; Coleoptera; Chrysomelidae. The transcript has a single exon. The coding region runs from base 1 to 789 and encodes 262 amino acids. The record is from RefSeq and is a predicted model, not a curated record.